UAUUACUUUGUAUUAUCUUGCUCAUGGUUGCAGUAUGCAAACUGUUGCAUGGAACUUUUACGUGUCAAAACCAACUGUGAGCAAAGUUAUCCGUGACACUUGUAAGAUUAUAUGGGACAAGUUAUCGCCUAUAUGUUUGCCAAGACCUACUGCUGACGAUUUCAGAAGGUACUCACGAGAUUUCCAAGAGUUGUGGAAUAUGCCGAAUUGUUUCGGGGCGAUUGAUGGAAAGCACAUCGUUGUACAAGCUCCUUACAAUACUGGGACCAGUUUCUUCAAUUACAAAAAAACAUUCAGCAUUGUGUUAAUGGCAGUUUGUGAUGCUAACUACAUUUUUACUCUUGUUGAUGUUGGUGCUUUUGGUUCACAAAGUGACGGAGGAGUCUUUAAAGAAUCAGCUUUUGGAAUAGCUCUUGAUAACAACGAACUGGAAAUACCAGACGAUAGCUGCUUACCAGAAACCGACACAAAGUUUCCAUAUUAUAUGGUUGCAGAUGAAGCGUUUCCUUUGAAAAGCUAUAUUAUGCGACCAUAUCCUGGAACUAAAUUGGACAAAACACAAAAAACUUUCAAUUACCGUCUUUCUCGAGCACGACGUGUUAUCGAAAACUCUUUUGGCAUUUUGGCCAGUCGUUGGCGAAUCUUCCGAUCAACAAUUAUUGCACAUGUUGAUACUGCGGAAUGGAUUGUGUGUGCAGGAUUGUGCCUUCAUAACUUUCUCUGGAUGUCAGAAUUAAUCUCAAAAUCAGAAAAUGCUACGUACUGUCCUCCAAAUUACGCUGAUACAUGGGACAACAAUGGGAAUGUCAUAUCUGGACAGUGGAGACAAUGCGAAGAGAAUAUCAUCUUUAGGAACAUGGGAAGAAUGGGAGCUAAUAAUGCUACACGCAAGAAUGUUACCUUACGUGACACGCUUGCCGAGUACUUAAUUUCUCCAGAAGGUGCAGUUUCGUGGCAAGAAGCAUAUAUUACGAGAGGAUCAUUUUAAUUGUACAACUCGCGAAAAUAUUAACUAUUUAGAACAACGUAUAUUUUGCAGAAUGUUUAUUAUCAUUAAAUAACAAUCUUAUUACGUAUUACAUAUUGUAUCUUUAAUAAACUUUGGA
This is a messenger RNA of Temnothorax curvispinosus, 1106 nucleotides long. RefSeq names its product protein ANTAGONIST OF LIKE HETEROCHROMATIN PROTEIN 1-like. The record is from RefSeq and is a predicted model, not a curated record. The transcript is spliced from 2 exons. Lineage: Eukaryota; Metazoa; Arthropoda; Insecta; Hymenoptera; Formicidae. The coding region runs from base 35 to 988 and encodes 317 amino acids.